This is a messenger RNA of Protopterus annectens (West African lungfish), 2165 nucleotides long. RefSeq names its product ceramide transporter 1 (gene CERT1). Gene Ontology annotation, molecular function: phosphatidylinositol-4-phosphate binding. The coding region runs from base 288 to 2162 and encodes 624 amino acids. Lineage: Eukaryota; Metazoa; Chordata; Ceratodontiformes; Protopteridae. The transcript is spliced from 17 exons. The record is from RefSeq and is a predicted model, not a curated record. Gene Ontology annotation, cellular component: Golgi apparatus. Gene Ontology annotation, biological process: ER to Golgi ceramide transport.
AGCGUACUGAGGUGGGUUACGUGACGUGAUGUAAGAUGGCGCUAGUUCAACAUUAGUGCUGUAUUUACUAACGACCUGUUCCUUAUCAGGAAAUACUGGACUGUGAUGUAUUUUGUCUUUAUAUGGAGGGUUUAUAACUAAAAGUUGGAUUUCUAACACCCGCAGAGAUGUUUAUGUAAUUCUUGUGGGCGACUUUUAUUGAACACUGUCGUUUCUGUAACUGCGUGUAAGAAGGGACUGGCUCAGUCCGUGUGUUGUCAUUAACUGCAACUGGUCAUCAGUCUUCCAUGUCGGAUAAUCAGAGCUGGAAUUCGUCAGGUUCGGAAGAUGAUCUUGAAGCUGAGGCAGGACCGCCUGUUGAGCUUUGUGGCAUUCUUAGCAAGUGGACUAAUUAUAUCCAUGGAUGGCAGGAUCGUUGGGUUGUUUUGAAAAGUAACACACUGAGCUAUUACAAAUCAGAAGAUGAAACAGAGUAUGGAUGUAGAGGGUCUAUAUGUCUCAGUAAAGCAGUCAUCACGCCUCAUGAGUUUGAUGAAUGCAGAUUUGACAUAAGUGUAAAUGACAGUGUAUGGUAUCUUCGUGCCCAGGACCCAGACCAUCGGCAACAGUGGAUUGAUUCCAUUGAGCAGCACAAGACAGAGUCUGGUUAUGGCUCAGAAUCAAGUUUGCGCCGUCAUGGCUCCAUGCUCUCUCUUGUUUCAGGAGCAAGUGGAUAUUCUGCCACAUCCACCUCAUCGUUUAAGAAAGGUCACAGUUUACGUGAAAAGCUUGCAGAAAUGGAAACUUUUAGGGACAUCUUGUGCAGACAGGUCGAUACUCUGCAAAAGUACUUUGAUGCUUGUGCUGAUGCAGUCAGCAAAGAUGAACUUCAGAGGGAUAAAGUAGUGGAAGAUGAUGAAGAUGACUUUCCAACAACCCGUCCAGAAGGAGAAUAUUUGCACAAUAAUAAUGGCAGUAAGGAAAAGCUAUUCCCAUGUGUGACAGCAAAAGGAAUCAAUGGCAUAGACUUCAAAGGGGAAGCAAUAACUUUCAAGGCUACUACAGCUGGUAUCCUUGCUACUCUGUCUCACUGUAUUGACCUCAUGGUGAAAAGGGAGGACAGCUGGCAGAAGAGGCUUGAUAAGGAAGUUGAAAAAAGAAGAAGAGUAGAAGAUGCUUACAAGAUUGCCAUGACAGAACUUAAGAAAAAAUCUCAUUUUGGAGGACCAGACUAUGAGGAAGGUCCUAACAGUCUGAUUAAUGAAGAGGAAUUUUUUGAUGCUGUGGAAGCGGCACUUGACAGACAAGAUAAAAUCGAGGAGCAGUCACAUACAGAGAAAGUCAGGCUACAUCGACAGACGUCAAUGCCUUCUGGAGAUGCAUACUCUGCAGUGGGCACUCACAGAUUUGCCAAGAAGCCUUAUAGUCGCACUUCUUCCAUGUCUUCCAUUGAGCUAGUCAGUGCCUCUGAUGAUGUUCACAGAUUCAGCACCAAGGUGGAGGAGAUGGUCCAGAGUCACAUUACCUACUCUUUACAGGAUGUAGGUGGGGAUGCCAAUUGGCAGCUAGUAGUGGAAGAGGGAGAAAUGAAGGUGUACAGGAGAGAAGUUGAAGAGAAUGGUAUUGUUUUGGAUCCUUUAAAAGCAACACAUGCAGUGAAAGGUGUUACAGGGCAUGAAGUCUGCCACUAUUUUUGGAAUGUUGAUGUCCGUAAUGAUUGGGAAACAACUGUUGAAAACUUCCAUGUUGUGGAAAAUUUGGCAGAGAAUGCACUUAUCAUCUAUCAGACACACAAGAGAGUUUGGCCUGCAUCACAGAGAGAUGUACUAUAUCUCUCUGCCAUCCGGAAAAUCAUUGCCAAUAAUGAAAAUGACCCUGAGACGUGGAUUGUAUGUAAUUUCUCCGUGGAUCAUGAAAGUGCUCCUUCAAAUAAUCGAUGUGUUCGUGCCAAAAUAAAUAUUGCAAUGAUCUGUCAGACACUGGUGAGUCCUCCUGAGGGUAACCAGGAGAUCAGCCGAGACAACAUCCUAUGCAAGAUCACAUAUGUAGCUAAUGUGAAUCCAGGUGGCUGGGCACCUGCCUCAGUACUUCGUGCAGUAGCAAAACGGGAGUAUCCAAAAUUUCUUAAACGAUUCACGUCAUAUGUCCAAGAAAAAACAGCAGGAAAAUCUAUUCUUUUCUAACGG